Bombyx mori (domestic silkworm) is the source of this 2083-nucleotide messenger RNA. RefSeq lists its product as uncharacterized. Gene Ontology annotation, molecular function: C-5 sterol desaturase activity; iron ion binding. Gene Ontology annotation, cellular component: membrane. The coding region runs from base 208 to 1401 and encodes 397 amino acids. The record is from RefSeq and is a predicted model, not a curated record. NCBI's taxonomy places the organism in Eukaryota, Metazoa, Arthropoda, Insecta, Lepidoptera, Bombycidae. The transcript has 7 exons.
GAAUCUUAGUAUUAAGGACACAGGUCGUUUUGUUAUCAGAUUAAAUAAUAAAAAAAUCGCCAAUAAUUAGACACAUGACAUAAGCUUAUCGAUGCGGAUAAGUAACACGCGUUUUUGCUUUCAUUAUACUUUCAUUCGCGUAUGGCUUUAACAAGAAAAUAGACGUGUUGUGCUUAAAUUAAUGUGAUCUUAUACAGUUUCUGAAGAAUGAAGGCCUCCGAUACGUUGCACAGAAACGGUAAAAGCGAGAAUGGAUCCAAAAUUACAGAGAAACACGAACAAAAACAUAAAGAUCCUUUGACGGAAGGCGUGAAAUGGAUCGAAAGAUACGCCGAAAACUUGGAAAAUUUCUUCGAGAGACUACCGGAAUUCAUUUCCACGUUUAUAGCGACUCUGGCGGUGUUUACCUUUGGAUCAAUUUUAAGAGGAGAGUGGGUCGUCAUUCUAGUCACAGCGCUGAAGCAAAUCACGGGACACACGCAAACCAAAAAUGCCUCAGUCGAGGAAAUAUUCGAGCUGUUCACAUCUAGAAACUUGAAAAUGGAGAAUUUCAGUAUCAUAUUCAUAUUAGCUAAUGUUGUUUCAUUUGGAUUUUACUUUAUCAUCGGAGGAUUUUUACAUUGGUACUUCUACGUGAAGAGAAGGCACCUCGCCAGUGAAUGGAAGAUCCAGCCGAACAAAUGGCUGUCCCCUGAGUUGGAACGCCACGAAAUCAUGAUAGGAACCCUAUCUCUCAUUAUUACAAGUUCAUUCUCAGCUUUUUUAGCCUGUUACAUCUUCAAUGGGAAUCCGUGCACAGUCUAUUUUCAGUUCGAUGAGUACGGAUGGAUCUGGUUCUUCUUGCAGUUUCCAGUUAUUUUCAUUUAUAUUGAUUACACGACCUAUAUUAUGCAUCGUCUUUAUCACACUCCUUGGUUGUACAAGCAUUUCCACAAGCUCCACCAUAAGUACAAACAGCCUACAGCCUUUUCUGUAACUGCCAUCCAUCCAGUAGAAAUUAUGCAUAUCCAACUAACGAUGUGUCUACCUCUCUUCACAAUACCUACACAUUGGGCAUCAUUCUACGCUGUGGCCAUUUACAAUUACUACCACGGCAUCAUUGAUCAUUCCGGCAUCAAUUUUAAGGCCCAGUGGUGGCAGCCGUGGCAGCCUGACGCCGAAUUCCAUGAUCAGCAUCACGAAUUUUUCCAUUGCAACUUUGGCUUCAAUAUGUAUCUGUGGGACAAGUGGCACGGUACGAUGAGGAAGCAGUACAACGUGUACACCGAAGAGACAUUCCACGGUGAGGCUCCGUCUGCAGAAACGGCCGAAGGAAAGGCGAUAUUGGAAGCGAACCCCGAACUUAUUGAUAGUAUCAACAAACCAUUACUGACAAAGACUGAAACCCAAAAAACUAAAUGAUUUAACUUGCUAAAGUGAGCCCGUAGUCCUAUCGUGUAUCCAGCACAAAAGGCCAGCCCAGAUUUGAGGCCGGACGCAUAACUCAAACCUCAAAGAGUAAUUUAGCAAUUUACUUACAAUAUCUAGGACAAUAAGUCGGUACUUACCAGCUGUGUGCUCGUCUCUAAGUGUAAACUAAAAAAUAAGUAUUAUCUGUUGUUAAAAUCAUCGAGAAUAUUUGAAUUACACGUUAAAAUAGUUUUAAAUAGGAUCGAUUUUUCUAUAAACAGAUUAUGAAGCGCCAGGAGGUUUUGUAAUAACCACAUUAUCUAUUGGGUCCUGGAUUCGAUUUCCCCAACCUCAUAUAAAAUAAGACAUAAAAAAGGACUACAAAUAUUUUAUGUUUCUAUAUUAUUUUAGUUUAUUAGCUUAAAUAGGCAGACGAACUCACAGCCAAUCUGAUGUUAAGUGGUUAAACGGCUGAGAUAUACAAGUCCUAAUUAUAACGAUAUAACGAUGUCCAAUAUAAAAUUGAAUGGCAUAAAUUAUUUAAAACAAAUAUGAGUAAUGAUUAAAAUGGGAUUUAUUGACGAUAUUUACCUCAUGAGUAUGAAAUAAAUAACUAAAUAAUUAAUCGGUUGUAAUAUUGUAUGGACAUCCCAAAGAAAACCUAUAGAUGAUAAUAAAUUAUAUUCCAAAAUUA